This is a messenger RNA of Acaulospora morrowiae, 341 nucleotides long. NCBI's taxonomy places the organism in Eukaryota, Fungi, Glomeromycota, Glomeromycetes, Diversisporales, Acaulosporaceae. The record is from the annotation of a GenBank genome assembly.
CAGCAGAUAAAUUAAGACUAGAAGAAUUAGGUAAAUCACCUAUUCCAUUCGUAAGGAAUCAUCCAGAGGCUUAUUAUAGAAGUCGCGUGCUUAAUCUCUCAAACAUCCCUGAUCUUCCUGAACCAAUCAAUGAUCAGAUUGAGGACACUGACAUCUCGCAUGAAAGUUUUAUCCGUGAUUCUUCUCAAUCCAACUCAGAGUUAUUAUUACCAGAUAUUUUAAGUGACUCGGAGAUGGAGAUCAGUGAUGUAGAAGCCUACCUUGACGAUAUAAUCAGACAAAUUCGAACAUCGAAAAAAAGUAAAAAAAUUUUCCAGGAAAUCGAUAGUAAAGCUUAUUAA